AUGACUGAUUCUGUUUUAGAAUGUCUAGACAAAGUCAAAUCUGUACUUUUGGACAGCAGCUCAAAUAAAGAAAUAGAGGCUCAGAUAAGCAGUCUAGGAUCCUUGCUUAGAGAUACAGUCAAUGAUCAUCAAAUACGACACAAUUUGGCACACAGAGAAGACUUGUGGGAAAUUCUUUCUACCAUUUUAGAACAAAUUAAAUCAAAUGAAGACAAAACUGCAUCUUACUAUAGAUUGUUGAGAGGAGUGUAUCUUCUUGUACGAAACUUGGCUUCUGAAAAUUGUCCAAUUGACCUCAAAAUUGUGUAUUCAAGUGUACAAAACGUCCACAUCCAAAAAAACGAUAUCGGCCAAAAUCUAGUUAUUUCCUGGCUACAAGCUUGCUCAAACUGCUCACAGAGCUACAUUUUGUCGUCUGAGGACCUUGGGUACCUUGAUAAUGCACUUCAAAGUCCAAUAAUGUGGAACAUACUCACCACCUCCAAGCAAGCUAGACAACCUCUAGUAUCUAUUAUAGUGAAGUCUCUCGAAAAUCUCACCGUGAAUGACUUUCUUCUUAUAAGAGAACUAUCAUUUUUGGUGUGCUUUCUUGCUGCUGAGGUUUCCAGUUUUUCAGACAUAAAAGAGCCGCUUGAAUUCAAACUGAUAGAGGUGUUUGAACAGUUCAUAUGUAGCGAAAGCUUCAACAAUUGGAUACACACCUACAAAAAUGAUAAGGACAAGAGUCUACUUUUGGUAAAAGCAGGCCAAAAAAUUGCAACUUCCAAAGAAAAUUGGGACCAAUAUCAGCUUGCUGCGAUGCUCGCUUGGAUGUAUGAUUUGUUUGUCGAAAUAUCUGAGCGGUCUGAAGAACAAUUGACCACACAAGAUUUCGACAGGAUUGAGUUACAAUACUGUCAUUCCAUACUAAUUCGUCUUUUAGACUGCCUUUCACAUUUGUGCAUGUUUGACACAACAAGACAGUUUCUCCGACACUAUGGAGCUGUUGAAAAUUUGAUCCAUUUACUAGCUUCGGUGCACCAAAACGUAGAGAGAAAGACUCUCAAGGACCAAGAGACAGAACAAAAUACCAAGUCUUUUCCAGAAGUCAAGUCUGCGAUAAUUGAGAUUAUAGCCCAUCUAGCACACAAUACUUUUGAAGUUCAGGAACAAGUUCGUUCCUUGCAUGGUCUCCAGAUAAUACUCUCGUGCUGCACAAUUGACGACAACAAUCCGUAUCUUAAGGAGAGGGCCAUAGUGUGUAUCAAACAGCUUCUUGCUGGGAAUGAAGGAAACCAAAAUUUUGUCAGAUCACUCGAAGCUCAGCAAGUGGUUGACGACAAGGUGUUGGAGGAAGUAGGGUACGAGGUGAAGAUUAAUGACGGGAAAAUAGAGUACGAAAAACGCAAAUAG
Molecule: messenger RNA, 1392 nt
Organism: Meyerozyma guilliermondii ATCC 6260
Lineage: Eukaryota; Fungi; Ascomycota; Pichiomycetes; Serinales; Debaryomycetaceae
Exons: 1
Coding region: 1-1392 (463 amino acids)
Cellular component (GO): cytosol
Source: RefSeq, a predicted model, not a curated record